Molecule: messenger RNA, 774 nt
Organism: Punctularia strigosozonata HHB-11173 SS5
Lineage: Eukaryota; Fungi; Basidiomycota; Agaricomycetes; Corticiales; Punctulariaceae
Exons: 10
Coding region: 1-774 (257 amino acids)
Source: RefSeq, a predicted model, not a curated record
AUGGAUCCCGCUAAUUCGUUGUCCAUACUCGUGGACACCAUCAGUGACUUAUCCAUCCAAGAGAGGAUAGAGACUUCCUCCCUUGCAUUAUUUGCGUAUGAAUACCUCAUAACGCUGAGCGAGGAAAUAGAAAAAGUCUGGAAGCAACCUUGGACAUCCGCAUCCAUUCUCUUCAUGCUCAACAGAUAUUAUACCAUGCUCGAACUUCUUGCAGUAGCCCUAAUAUCUUUCAAUCCUGCCUGGAUUUCCAAGGGGGCGGGUGCUGUUGUUGUUGUUGCAUUCUGUGAAGCAACUAUGAUUCUCCGAAUUUAUGCGCUUUACGGACGUCGCCUACGAAUUCUGCUUGUUCUGUGCUUCUGUCUCGCUGUUCAAGUAACGCUUCAAGGAAUAGCGCUCGCGCAAUCCCACUCUGUGCCUGCCCCGGUAGGAUGUCUCUUGGUCGGGAAGUCAUCCUUUUUCUCCGUGUUUUGGAUUGCUCCGCUCGUCAUGGAGUCGAUCAUCUUCAUCAUGACGAUGUGGCGCUCAAGGCGUUAUUUCUACCAAGGCUCAUUGAUGCCGGCCAUGAGAGUUUUCCUUCUUGAUGGAGCCGCUUACUUUCUGGUUGUCUUCACGGCUAAUCUGAUCAAUGUGAUCAUAUUCCUGCAUGCACGCUCCACCCGAAAAGUCUGGUUUGCCCCCAUUAGCGAGGUGGUGACCUCCAUCGUGGUUUCACGGUAUAUUGACUGGAGAAUCAUCUCCGACCUUGUCUCACCUCAUCCAACAGAUUGGUGUUAA